Ictalurus furcatus (blue catfish) is the source of this 3055-nucleotide messenger RNA. It is a transcript of the gene seta, whose product is annotated as SET nuclear proto-oncogene a. Gene Ontology annotation, molecular function: histone binding; chromatin binding. Bases 198 to 992 code for a protein of 264 amino acids. Gene Ontology annotation, cellular component: chromatin; nucleus. The transcript has 8 exons. Gene Ontology annotation, biological process: nucleosome assembly. The record is from RefSeq and is a predicted model, not a curated record. NCBI's taxonomy places the organism in Eukaryota, Metazoa, Chordata, Actinopteri, Siluriformes, Ictaluridae.
AAGAGAAACGCGUGAGUGUAGUCGAUGUGCUAGUAGUACAACUGGGAGCGCGCGUGCGCGUAUAUUUGCGUUUCCUCGCAGCAAGUUGAGGAGCGCGACACAUUUCAGUGCAAAGGAACGUUGCUUACCUUUACGAAGUUUAUAAAAAUACUAGGUAAUUUUCCGUGAAAGUAUUUUUUUUGCUAAGCGGUGAAAACAUGUCAGCCCCAGCAGCUAAAGUGAGUAAAAAGGAGCAGAACUCGAACCACGACGGAGCGGACGAGACCUCUGAAAAAGAGCAACAGGAAGCUAUUGAGCAUAUUGAUGAAGUACAGAAUGAAAUUGACAGACUGAAUGAACAGGCCAGUGAGGAAAUCCUCAAAGUCGAGCAAAAAUACAACAAGCUUCGUCAGCCAUAUUUUCAGAAGAGGUCAGAACUCAUUGCCAAAAUUCCCAACUUUUGGGUCACUACAUUCGUGAAUCAUCCACAAGUCUCUGCUCUCCUUGGUGAGGAGGAUGAAGAAGCACUUCACUAUCUGACAAGGGUGGAAGUAACAGAAUUUGAAGACAUCAAAUCAGGCUACAGAAUAGAUUUUUACUUUGAUGAAAACAUGUAUUUUGAAAACAAAGUACUAUCCAAGGAAAUUCACCUGAAUGAAAGUGGAGACCCAACACCAAAGUCAACAGAGAUCAAAUGGAAACCAGGAAAGGACCUCACAAAUCGUUCCAGUCAACCUCAAAGUAAAGCGGGCAAGAAGAGGCAACAUGAAGAGCCUGAGAGCUUUUUCACCUGGUUCACUGAUCACUCUGAUUCAGGAGCAGAUGAGUUGGGGGAGGUCAUAAAGGAUGACAUCUGGCCCAAUCCUCUGCAGUAUUACUUGGUCCCAGAUAUGGAAGAUGAGGAAGGAGAGGGUGAGGAUGAAGAUGAGGAAGGUCUAGAAGACAUAGAUGAAGAGGGAGAAGAAGAUGGAGAAGAGGAUGAUGGGGAGGAUGAUGAUGGUGAGGAUGACUGAAGAGGAAUAAAGUUGAGCAUAAUUCAUCACUUUAGUCCUGUCUGCCACAACCCAUCUGCUACUUUGGUGAUUCUUGGGAGCAAAAAUGCAUCCUUUUUGCCCCCUUUCCUUCUUGUCUUGGUUUUUUUUUGUGCUCCCUCUCCUGUCCUGACAGUGCCAUGUUGAAAUCCACCCAGGAAGAGACUGCCACUAUGGCAAUUAAUCUCAAUUCCCAAGUACAUUUUGAGGAAUAAAACAAAAGGCAAAACACACUGUAAUAUAAGCAGCACACUGUCUGGAGUAGACUUGCAAAUAGGUAAACUUUUUAUAUAAAUGUGUAUAUGCAUAUUUCAUCCUGUUAGUGUGGUUAAAUGAACAAAGGCCAUGGUGUGUGAUCUGUAUUUCCAGCAUCCUUCUUAAUGGCUUUGUUGCUCAUGGCAUUACAACUGAUUAGUGAUUGAGUCUUCCCCUCUAGCUUGUGGUUUCAAGAACAUAAAUCACAACCAUACUUCUCUCCCCUCUGUGAGUUUGUAAUUUUAUGAGGGCUGACCCUCAGCAAGGGAGGAAACAAGGGUAUUUGGAAACAAUUUCCUUUUUAUUUUUUUUUUAUUUUUUAUUUUUAUUUAAAUCUUGUUUCACAGACAUUCAUUGGAUAUGAAAUGACAUUUUGAUAAAAUAAAAUCCUUAAAAAUAAAUAGUCUGCCUGCAAGUUUUGGCUCUGCUGCAUAGGUUGUGUACAUUUUACUUAUCUUGUACACAAACGUAACUUUAGUUCAGUUUGCUUUGUUUAAAAUAAAACACAAUGUGAACAUGAGACUUCUCAAAAACUAAGAUUUGUAUGCAAAGAACAAAGUGUAGGAAAAUAUUUAUUUCCAUCUUUUUUUUUUCAACUAAACUUUUCUAGUGAUAAGCCCUUUAGAUGAAGAAAAGGUGCGCUGCUUUUUUUUUCCCCACGGGUCCGCUUUUGAAAGAUUUUGGUAUCGAAUGUUGAGGCAAAAUGUUCCUGUAGCUGUCUGUCUAUAGGCAAGGCCACCAAAGACUGAUCCAAGGCCUCAAAUUCUUCUCUCGUCAUUAUCUUCGGCUGUGCACUUGGUUGGAAUGCCAAGCCUAGAAUGAAAACAGCUCAAAUGAUACUGUAACAAAUAGGAGCAUGACUGUACAAUGAGAACAGAAGUAAUAGUUACUAUGUCAGGGCCAGGCUAUGUUCACAUACAUGGGUGGUUCUCAAAGUUGGGUAGGGGGCUGGCUAGGGGGCUAUGAUUUUCUGUGGCAGCAGUGGAAAUAACACACCAUUAUCAAAGAUAUAAUAGUUAUUACUGAAUUCUUAUUGUUUUAGCCCAUUUAACCAGUCAACUCCCGUGAAUGGGUUUAGUCCAACUAUCCAAAACAAGUUAACCAACAAAUGGUCACCUUGAUCUAAUGUGUACUGGAGGUGGACGUUCCAGGAAAAAAUAUCUGGUUCCAAUAAAUAUAGACAAAAUGUGUGUUUUACACCUUGGGCAUGUAGCUACAGUCCCCAAGAAACGUGGAAAGCAAGUGAAAUUCUCUUCAGCGCAUUAGCUUUCUUUAAUACAGUCACUUCAAACUGAAUUCACUGCUGGUUCUCAAAAAGUUGAACAGCAAUCCUCCAAUCAUUGUUAUACCUGAUGGUUAGUUGAUUUGGGAUGAUGAACAUCUUUUCCCCAAAGUCUCUUUGUACCCACAGAAUCUGCACAGAAGGUCUAACCAACUGGAGCGAGGGAAUGCUCCCUGCCAUAAAACUGCAAACACGGGGAUGAUCUGAAUGUAUACAUUUAUUAACCUUGGUGGUUGCAACUGACUCCUGACUAAAACCCAGUCUUAAAGUUUUAUUGCCAUGCUUCCCAAACGUUAGUUUUUUUUAAAUGUGUUUUAUCAGAAAGGAAUGAAAUAUUGUUUAGAUGUGGGAAGACAGUCACUGUCAUUUCAUGUUUGUUUAAAAGAUUAAUCGUCAUUAAUAGCCCAGCAUGUCUACACAAUUCAGCAAUGACACAGUAAUAUGUUUUCUACUGUCUGUAGUCUGUAGAUUUGUAGUCAUUAUAAAAUUAUAAACAUGAUGUAUUCUU